AUGGACAAUUUGAGUGAAAGCAAUAAUUCGACUUAUUCCUUUUUUUAUAAAAAUUUGUCUGUUACGGGGUUUUAUGAAGAGAAUGCUCUGUUUAUGACUGUUAAGGAACUAUUUGAUAAUUCUAUUGAUGCUCUAUCUGGUGUAAAGGGUAAAGGAAAAGAGGUGCAAAUUUCAAUAAGGGAACACGACAGGAAUUUGUCUCUUUAUGAAAUAAUAUGUCGAGAUAAUGGAGAAGGUACUGAAAUUAAAGAUUUAGAAAAAUUCUCUGAGAUGUUUUUAACAUCAAAAGAUAACAGUAAAACAAGUGGGAAAUUUGGUAUUGGGUUGAAAACAAUAUUGCUUUAUUCGUUCAAAACAGCUUACGGAUUUUUGCACUUAAAAGUAAGGGUAGAAGAAAAUAAAAUAUGGGAUUUUAUGCUAGUAAUUGACAAGGAUUUAAGUCAUACCUUUGUGCAGAAUUUUAAGGAAUACAUGGAUAAAGAAUGGACGUGGUCCAUAGAAAUAUCAGUCAUUUUAAAAAUUAAUAAUGCGUGUAAUAUAUACGAUAAGAGAAUCUCUUUUUAUAUGAAAUUAACCCUUUUGUGGAAGAAGGAUAUAAAUAUUAAGUGUUGUUAUGACAAUGUUGAAGAGUUUACACACACAUGUGAAGAACAUCAUUCCAAUGAUGAUGAACACUUUUUGUUAGACUCAUUAGUAGAUAAUUGUACAAGUAUGAUAUUCAGAAAAAAUCAUCUUACUUCAUACAAUUUUAACGUAAACACAUACAUAAACGUCAGAAAAUCAGGAAAAUUCGAUGAGAACGGGAUGAGAAUUAAUACUGGACAUAUUUAUUUAAUUCGUUAUGUGAAUUCCAUGCCCCUUUUAGGAAACACCGCAACUGAUUGUUCCAUAACUAAAAGCUUUGCGAAUUUUCUGAAGUUAUAUGGUCCUCAAUUUGGAAUGGAGCUUUUUACCGUUGGAAACCUCGAGGAAAUAUAUUCAGAAGAACCAAUUAAUCUAGAAUGUUUUAAAGAUUUAAACGAAAUAGGUCACAUGUUUCGUGUUAAGAAGUCGGAGAAGUCUACAUGGAAUAUAAUAGUCCUAGGAAUCGACGUUCGAGGGAGUGAUAUAUCUUUUGCCAAUUUAACCAAAACCUGCAUAAAUGAAGGAAAAGCUCUUUCCAGUUUAAUAAGCAAAUGUACACUUGGAUUGUUCAAUAGCAUAAAAAUGCAGCUUCCCGAUGAGUUUGAGAGUUUGUCGGACUAUCAAUUGAGACAAGCUUUAGACAUAUAUGGUGUCCAGUUAGCUUCAUCAUUGAGUAAAAUCAUUUUGAAAGGAAGAGAUGAAUUUAAAAAUAAGGUUCUUUUUCUAUUAAAUGAAAAAAGAAAGGAUAGUAAUAAUAGAAAUUCAGAGAUAGAUAAAGAAGGAAGUACCAUACUUAAUAAUUCAAGUGAGAAGGAGCUAAUGGAUGAGUUGUAUUAUCAUAUUAGGGAAAAGGUUCUAAGUGAUGAAAAAGGGUAUAAUAAUGUAAAUGUUAAUGUAAGUAGCUAUUCUUCCGGAGAAUCAAAUGUAUCAAGUUAUGAAGAUGGCGACAGGGAUGAUGAGGAAAACUACGAAGACAUAUAG
Messenger RNA from Plasmodium gonderi, 1605 nucleotides. RefSeq lists its product as hypothetical. Bases 1 to 1605 code for a protein of 534 amino acids. The record is from RefSeq and is a predicted model, not a curated record. NCBI's taxonomy places the organism in Eukaryota, Apicomplexa, Aconoidasida, Haemosporida, Plasmodiidae. The transcript is spliced from 8 exons.